GGGGACAGUUUAUUUACAUCCGAAGAGGCUGUGUAAGUUUAGAGGGAAGCCGCUGCGUGUGUCUCCCUCUUUACUUUCACCGACCCCCUCCUCCGCUGGCAGAAAUUUAUAAAGAACAAAAAAUCCGACGAGGGAGGGAGGGGGGUUGAUAUACGCCGAGGCUGAAAUCGAGAGGCGAACCCAGGGAAAGAGGAGUAAUUUGUACACGGGACUUUCCCCCUCUUAGUCCCCCCAAAGGAGGGGGAAAAGUCGCAAUAUUGGAAACGAAAAGGAAUGAGCUUCUAAGGGCGUGAAAACGUCUGCAAUUGUGGAUACUUUAUAUAUUUUUAUUUCGAAAAAAUAUGGCCGAGAACGUUCUGGAGGGUGGCCCGCCUUUAGCCAAGAGGCCUAAACUCUCCUCUCCGGCACUUUCCGCCUCCGCCAGCGAUGGAAAUGAUUUCGGCUCACUGUUUGACUUGGAGCACGAUCUCCCAGACGAGCUCAUCAGCUCUAAUGAACCGGGCCUGAUCAAUGGUGGGGACCUCAGCCAGUUGCACACCACACUGGGAGCAGGACCUGCAGGAGGCAGCGGAGGGCCAGGGGGAAUGGGUCUUGGCCUUGGCCCUGGAGGGGGUCCUGGGGGUGUUGGCGGAGGCCAGGAUGCGGUGGCCAAGCACAAACAGCUGUCUGAGCUUUUGCGUUCCGGGGCACCCACCUCAACCCAACAAGGGCACCAAGGAGCCAUGGGAAGCCCAGGAGGCCCCACUGCCAUGGGGCAACACUUGGCGAACAUGAAAGCAUCCCCUGGCCAGGGGCCUCCGCAGAUGAUGGGCCAGGGGCAGCAGCACCUUUCCCCUCAGCAACAGGCCAACAUGAUGCAGCAGCAACAGAAUGCUGCAGCUGGAAUGAUGGGUGGCAUGAACAGGGCCAUGAUGGGAGCGCAACAGAAAGGCAAUAAUGGACAGCAGCAGCCCGGCAUGAUUGGGAACCAAGUGAUGAAUGGCUCCCCCAGGAUGGGCUUUGGGAAUCAGGGGAUGGGUGGCAACAGCAACCUGUUGGCUGAGACCCUACAGCAGCAGGGAGCUGGGGGCCAGGCCGGGAUGAGAGGCCAGCAACCUGGGGCAAUGAACAAGAUGGGGAUGAUGGGAAACCCAGGGGGCCCUUUUGGAGGUCCGUAUGCAGGGCAGGGGAAUCAAGGUCUUGGAGGUGCAGGGCUGGGCCCUCAGCUCCAGAACAAAGGUCCCAUGGCUAACAGCCUGGCCCAGUUCAAUGUGGACAAGAAGAGCCAGCCCAUGCAAGGAAUGGCCACCAUGGGCUCCCAGCAGUCUCAAACAGGUGUGGGCGGUCCCUCUGGUGCACCUGUGGCAGGGGCCCCAGGUAUGGUGCCCAACGCUCAGGCAGGUCUGGUGGGUCCUGGUACCCAGGUUUCAGCAGCAUCUGCUGCAGCCGGAGCACCACCCACAGCUGACCCUGAGAAGCGCAAGCUAAUCCAGCAGCAACUGGUGCUCCUGCUUCAUGCACACAAGUGCCAGCGGCGGGAGCAGGCCAACGGUGAAGUCCGGCAGUGCAACCUUCCCCACUGCCGCACUAUGAAGAACGUCCUCAACCACAUGACUCACUGCCAGGCUGGCAAGUCCUGUCAGGUUGCUCACUGUGCAUCAUCAAGGCAGAUCAUCUCCCAUUGGAAGAACUGCACGCGGCAUGACUGUCCUGUCUGCCUGCCACUGAAGAAUGCUGGGGACAAGAGGAACCCGCAGUGUGAGUCUUUACUUGGUGGGGCGGCUGCAGGUCUGGGCAGCUCCCUUGGGGCAGUACCCGGUGGCCAACCAAGUACUCCCAAUCUCAACCCACCGAGCCAGAUUGAUCCCAGCUCCAUAGAAAGAGCCUACGCCGCCCUGGGCCUCACCUACCAGGGCAACCAGAUCCAGGUUCAGACUGCCCAGCCCAAUAUGCCCAACCAAGGCCUCCCAGGCCAGGCUGGCAUGAGGUCUCUGAACCCAAUGGGUGGGAAUCCUAUGGGAGUCAAUGGAGGUGUGGCAGCUCCAACUCAGAGCCAACCAUCCAACCUACUGCAGGACACUAUGAUGCACCUCAAUGUGAACAGCCAAGGUCUGAUGAAUGAUGCCAGCGGGAUCGGCUCCAUGCCCACAGCUGGCCCUCCUUCCGCCACAGGCAUGAGGAAAAGCUGGCAUGAGGACAUCACGCAGGACCUACGAAACCACUUGGUACACAAACUUGUUCAGGCCAUCUUUCCGACUCCAGAUCCUGCAGCCCUCAAAGACCGUCGAAUGGAGAACCUGGUGGCCUAUGCCAGAAAAGUUGAGGGAGACAUGUAUGAGUCAGCUAACAGUAGAGCUGAGUACUAUCACCUGCUAGCGGAGAAGAUCUAUAAGAUCCAGAAGGAGCUGGAGGAGAAAAGGAGAACUCGACUCCAGAAGCAGGGUCUAGGCCUUGGGCCUGCCAGCAUGGGUCAGCCCCCUACUGGACUGCCUCUAAACGGCCCCCUCCCUGAACCAUCAAUGGUGCGACCAGCUGGACCAAAUCAGAUGGUCAACAGGAUGCAAGGCCCAGGUAUGAAUCAGUUCAAUCAGAUGGGGAUGCAGUCUAUGGGACAGAGGUCCACGCCUCCUCUCCCCAUGGGAGCAUCUGGCAACCAGAUGGGAAUGGUUGGACCCAGGAUGGGGCAGCCCAGUGUGAACCAACUCCAAAACCAGUAUCUGUCCCAGGGACAGUUUCCUGGUUCAGGGCCAGGAGUUGCAACAGCUCAGCCUGGGAUGGCCCAACCUGGGGCACAGGCAGGCAUGCCACAGACGCAGAUGGGCACUCCUCCAUCUCUUCCAGUUGCUAGUCCUCUAGCACAACCAGGUUCAGCCAGUGGUCCCGGUAGUGUCUCCGCAGUGGGGCCUAUGGGUCCUCAGAGUGUGGGUGGUGGAGGUCCUAACUCAGCUGUUGGAGCCCCUGCUUCCUCAAUGACUCCAUCUAACACAAACCAGCAGCCCAACUCCAUCCCCCAUUUGGCAGCCAUGCGCGGCAGCUCGCCCUCCCCUGCUCAUAGCCGAUCUCCUACUCCUCACCAAACACCCCCCAGACUAGCCGGGUCCCAGACCCCACAGCCACAUACCCCUAAUGCACCACAGCUGGCGCCACCUUCAGUCCCCCAGCAGAAUCCACUUAGCCAGGGCCCCGGCUCCAACAAGUCCCUCCAGCAGCAACACAUGGGGCCAUCUGGUUCGACCACUCCAUCUCACCCUGGACUGGCCUCCAGCUCAACGCCGCAUAGUGCUCAGCUGCCACGCACUCCACUGUCACAAAAGGGUUCAUUCCCAGGGGACAGUCAGGCCCUGACUCCAGCCUCUGUCAGCAGCCUGGACACGUCCUCCCAGCAGCCACAGUCGGACACUUCCGCCACCAACCUCGACCCCAAGAUGGAGAUUAAGCAGCAGGAUGAGGAGGAGGAAAGUGAUACAGGCAGCUGCUCCAAAGGAGGGAAGCUCAGCAACCUCAAAACAGAGGAAAAGCCUGUGAAAUUAGAAGUGAAAAAGGAAGCGUGUUCUGGAGAGGGAGGUAAAGGGAUUCCCAUGGAUACAUCGACGACAAAACUGUCAGCGGGCAUCAAGACAGAAGACAGGAAACCGGAGGUAAAGAAGGAGGUGAAAGUGGAAGAGGAAACAUCGGAGACAGCUACGCCACAGGCCCCUGUGAAAAAGAAGAUCUUCAAGCCAGAGGAGCUCCGCCAGGCCCUGAUGCCCACACUCGAAUCCCUCUACAGACAAGAUCCAGAGUCUCUGCCUUUCAGAAUGCCUGUAGACCCACAACUGCUGUGCAUACCUGACUACUUUGACAUUGUGAAGAACCCCAUGGACUUGUCUACUAUCAAGCGAAAGCUAGACACAGGUCAGUACCAGGAUCCCUGGCAGUAUGUGGAUGACAUCUGGCUGAUGUUCAACAACGCCUGGCUGUACAAUCGCAAAACAUCCAGAGUCUACAAGUACUGCUCCAAGCUGGCAGAGGUUUUUGAGCAGGAGAUUGAUCCUGUGAUGCAGAGCCUCGGCUACUGUUGCGGGAGGAAGUUGGAGUUCUCUCCUCAGACACUGUGCUGCUAUGGAAAGCAGCUGUGCACUAUUCCACGAGAUGCUGCUUACUUCAGCUACCAGAACAGGUACCACUUCUGCGAGAAGUGUUUCAACGAGAUCCAGGGAGAGACGGUUUCCCUGGGCGAUGACCCCACCCAGCCACAGACAUCAAUUAACAAGGAUCAGUUUGAGAAGAAGAAGAAUGACACACUGGACCCUGAACUGCUUGUUGAAUGUAUGGACUGUGGACGCAGGAUGCAUCAGAUUUGUGUCUUGCACAAUGACACAAUCUGGCCAUCGGGUUUUGUAUGUGACGGGUGCUUAAAGAAGGCAAAUAAGACGAGGAAAGAGAACAAGUAUUCUGCCAAAAGGUUGCCCCAGACGAAGUUGGGCUCUUACCUAGAGACGAGGGUGAAUGACUUCCUGAAGCGUCAGAACCACCCAGAGUCUGGAGAAGUUACCAUUCGCGUCGUCCACGUCUCUGACAAAGUGGUGGAGGUUAAACCAGGCAUGAAGUCCAGAUUUGUGGACAGUGGAGAGAUGUCGGAGUCUUUCCCAUACAGGACAAAAGCCCUUUUUGCGUUUGAGGACAUUGAUGGAGCAGAAGUCUGCUUCUUUGGUAUGCAUGUUCAAGAGUACGGAUCCGACUGCCCUCAGCCCAACCAGAGGCGAGUAUACAUCUCCUACCUGGACAGUGUACAUUUUUUCCGGCCUCGCAGUCUAAGAACAGCAGUCUACCAUGAAGUCCUUAUUGGCUACUUGGAGUAUGUCAAGAAGUUGGGGUACGUCACUGGUCACAUCUGGGCCUGCCCACCUAGUGAAGGGGACGACUACAUCUUCCACUGUCACCCUGCAGAUCAGAAGAUCCCAAAGCCCAAACGCCUCCAGGAGUGGUACAAGAAGAUGUUAGACAAAGCUGUGGCAGAGCGGAUAGUGCACGACUACAAGGACAUCUUCAAGCAGGCAACAGAGGAUCGUUUGACCAGUGCCAAGGAGUUGCCUUACUUUGAGGGUGACUUUUGGCCCAAUGUGUUGGAGGAGAGCAUCAAAGAGCUGGAGCAGGAAGAGGAGGAGAGGAAAAGAGAGGAGAACAGCACGUCCAAUGAGAGUAUUGAUGACACAAAAGGUGACAGUAAAAACGCAAAGAAGAAGAACAACAAGAAGACAAGUAAGAACAAGAGCAGCCUGAGCCGAGCCAAUAAGAAGAAGCCAGGGAUGCCCAAUGUCUCCAAUGACCUUUCGCAGAAACUCUAUGCCACUAUGGAAAAACACAAAGAGGUGUUCUUUGUGAUCCGGCUGAUUGCAGGCCCCAUGGCAAAUGCCUUGCCCCCUAUUUCAGACCCAGAUCCCCUGAUGGCAUGUGACCUCAUGGAUGGCCGUGAUGCUUUCCUGACAAUUGCCCGGGACAAACACCUUGAGUUUAGCUCGCUGAGGAGAUCCAAGUGGAGCUCCAUGUGCAUGUUGGUGGAGUUACACAACCAAAGCCAGGACCGCUUUGUAUACACUUGUAACGAGUGCAAGCACCACGUUGAGACUCGUUUCCACUGUACCGUCUGUGAGGAUUACGACCUCUGCAUCACAUGUUACAACACUAAGACCCACGAGCACAAGAUGGAGAAGUUAGGCCUUGGUUUGGAUGAUGAGAGCAGCAACCAGGCUGCCGCUACCACUCAGAGCCCUGGAGACUCGCGUCGCCUCAGCAUCCAGCGCUGCAUCCAGUCCCUUGUCCAUGCCUGCCAGUGUCGAAACGCAAACUGCUCUCUACCGUCCUGCCAGAAGAUGAAACGUGUUGUUCAGCACACAAAAAGCUGCAAGAGAAAAACCAAUGGUGGCUGCCCCAUUUGCAAGCAGCUUAUUGCGUUGUGCUGUUACCACGCCAAGCACUGUCAGGAGAACAAGUGCCCAGUCCCGUUCUGCCUAAACAUCAAGCACAAGCUCCGCCAGCAGCAGCUGCAGCACCGGCUCCAGCAAGCCCAGAUGCUAAGAAGGAGGAUGGCCAGCAUGCAGAGAGUGGGCCAGCCCACUGCUGGAGGAGGUCCUGGGGGCAAUGGCCUGCCCUCUCCGGGAGCCAACAAUGGAGCAACUGGCCCUGGUACGCCUACAUCUGUGGGCACGCAGCCUCCUACUCCCCAGACACCCACUCAGGGGAACAUGCCUGCACUUCCGCAGCAGCAGGGAGUUGGGAUGGGUGCAAUGGGAGGAAUGGGAACUCCAGUCCAGCAACAGCAGGUUCAGCAGCAAGGUGGUACCAUGCCCCCUCAACACCAUCUCCAUCAGUUUCAGCAAGUGGGUGGUGGAGGGGGUAUGAUGAACUCUCCUCAGCAGCAUAUGGUGCCUCAGCACCAGCAGCAGCCUCCCAAUGUCCAGCACCUCCAGCAACAGCAGCACACUGGUUUGCCUCCUUACAAUCCCAGACCCCCUGGAGCCUCUCCUCUCCACCAGUCCCUGGGAAAACCUGGACUGGGUCCAGCUACCCCACCCCAGCAGCAGCAACAACCCAACCAGGGCCAGGGGUCCAUGCCUGUUCAAGGCCAGCAGCAAGGGCCCCCUCUGGCUGCUGUAGAGACAGCUCUAAAAAUCCAGCGCCUAGCAGAGACCCAGAGACAGAUGGCUCAGGCCCAAGCCCAGAUUCGUGGCCUGGGACAAGGGGGCAUGAUACCCCAACAUCCUCACCACCAGAACAACCAGGCCCAGAUGGGCAUGCCCCACAUUGGGGCCCAGGGCAUGCCCCCCCAGGCUCCGGGAGUUGUUGGCAGGACUAUGUUAGACCCACAGCAACAGGGAAUGUUAGCAGGGAUGCAGCAAGGUGGCCCUCAAGUUCAGCAGCAGCUCCAGCAGGGAGGUGGUGGACAACUUCAGUCAGCAAACCAGCAGUGGGGUGCUGGGGGACCAGCCAUUAACUCACAACAACGGCCAGGCAUGAUGGGCCACAUGGCACCACAGCAGCAGCCAGCAGUUGCUCAACAACAGCCGCAGACGAUGAAUCAGCAACAACCGCAACCAGGAAACCGUGGACUGAUGCAGGUAAUGGGUGUAUCAGGAGGGGCAACAGGGGUUCCGGCUUCGAUAGCAAGUGCAGCAGCAUCGGGAAACCUACCCCAGGCAGCACUACAAGACCUCCUGAGAACACUGCGCUCUCCAAGCUCCCCCCUUCAACAGCAACAAGUCCUCAACAUCCUUCGUUCCAACCCAACCCUUAUGGCCGCUUUUAUCAGACAGAGAGCAGCCAGGUAUCAAGGUGGUCAGGGUGGCCCUGGAGGAGGAGGGCCUCCACCUGGGGGCCCUGGAGGUGUGAGGUUCCAGGGGGCUCCUGGAGGGCUGCCUGGAAUAGGAGGACCUGGGGCUAACCAGCUUGGUAACAUGGAUGGACAACAGCAGGUUAAUGUGAACCAGGCAGGACAGCCAGGGAUGAACAUGGCUCAGGGUGGAGCAGGGGGAGGGAACAUGGCCACCAUGGCUCAGCUCCAGCAGUUACAACAACAGCAACAACAGCGCCCAAUUUUGCCCGGGAAUCUACAGCAACAGCAAUUGGCUGCAUUACAACAACAACAGCAGCAGCAACAGCAGCAGCAGCAGCAACAACAACAACAACAACAACAGGGAGCAAUGCAAGCAGGGCAACAAGGCAACAUGACUAAUAUGUCGCCACAGUUCAGAGAGUUGAUGAGAAGACAUCUGCAGCAGCAGCAACAACAGCAACAGCAGCAGCAGCAGAUGGGAAACCAUGGACAGUUUCAGCAGCCUCAAGGACUUCAGCAGCAGCAAGGCCAGCAAGGGUUCAUGCAGCCUGGUCAGGGACAACCAGGGAUACCCCCCUCUUCCCAAGCCCAGCCUGGGGGUGGAGGCGUAGGGGGUCCCCAGCAGCAGCAAGGAGGACCACAGGGUGGGCCAGGACAGCUAGGCCAGCAGCAGGGCUACUCCAACUCCAUGGCACAAGUAGCUGCAGUGCUCCAGCAAAGAUAUCAGAUGCAGCAGCAGCAGCAGCAGCAACAGCAGCAGCAAAAUUCAAUGGGUGGGCUUCAAGGACAAGACGGAGGGCCUGGUGGAAGCACUGGUGGACCAGGAGGACCUCCACUCCAGCCUGGACAAGGCGGACCAGGGCAGGGGCAACAACCGCAAGGUGGAGGGGGUGGUGGGCCCCCACUGGCGCAGACGCCACAAGGCAUGCUUCACCAGAACAUCCACCAGAGGCUCCUGCAGCAGCAGCACCUUGGUGGGGGCUCUCCAGCCCAGCACAGCAGUCCCAUGAGCCCCCAACAGCAGAUGGCGCAGUCCCCCCACCCCCAUCUCCAAGGACAAGGAGGACUUGGUCCAGCAGGGUCGCUCAGCAGUCAGGUCAGGUCACCUCAGCCCUCGCCAAGGCCGCAGUCGCAACCUCCACACUCCAGCCCAUCCCCACGCAUGCAGCCCUCCUCCCAACCUCAGCCCCAGCCCUCGCCUCAUCGCAUUUCCCCGCAGACCCAGACCGGCUCACCACACCCGAGCCACCUAAGCCAACAUCACCCCAGUAUGGCACCGCCCCAGCCUCCACAACCCCAACAGCAGGCGCUAUCCCAGCAGCAACAGCAACCAGGUAGUUCUGUAGAUCCCGGUCAGUUCAGCUCAGACCAGAACUCCAUCAUGUCCCAGCUGAGUGGGAUGACAGGGAUGCAUGGUGGGCAGGGGGGACAGUCGGACAUGUUGGGUGGGAAUAAUAACAGCAGCAACAACAACCAGGAGCUGGGAACGAACAUUAACCACAGUUUAGAGCUAAUGUAGCCUUGACUCCAUACUGUCUGUCUUGAUGCUCUGAUCAGUUGCCCCAAACGACAAACUGCCAUGAAAGGAGAGCGAGGCGGGACUACAGCUUUGGGGUUUUAGAAGUUUUUAUUUUUUAUUUAAAUAUUUUUGUGAUGUAUAAAUAAGAACUGAAGCUUCCUUCCUAUGGGAGAUGCUACAUAAAUCUUAGAAGUCAAUAAAUGAAUAAAUUAAAACAAUGGUAAGUUAUUGCUGUUAAUAUAUAUCUAUAUAUUUUUGCCAAUUGUGUACAAAAAGGUGGAAGGGCAGUGUUUCAGGUUGAAGAUAUUUCUUCCUUAGUCUAUGACACAAUAUUUUUGGGGACUGAGAAUUUUGCCUUUUUAUGAAUAUUUUUAAGAUUUUAAAUGUGGCUAAAAAUUAAAGUGAGUUGACACGAUGUACCUUUUUUAUUGUUCUGUUUUCCUCCUCAAAUACCCAGUCAUAAUUGUAUGUAUUUUGCAGAGAGUAAGUAUAUUUUAUUUCUGAAUUAUUCUUUUUUCCCCCUCAAUGGAUCGUAAAACAAGCAU
Messenger RNA from Morone saxatilis (striped sea-bass), 9355 nucleotides. It is a transcript of the gene ep300a, whose product is annotated as E1A binding protein p300 a. Lineage: Eukaryota; Metazoa; Chordata; Actinopteri; Moronidae. Bases 342 to 8810 code for a protein of 2822 amino acids. Gene Ontology annotation, biological process: positive regulation of transcription by RNA polymerase II. The transcript is spliced from 31 exons. The record is from RefSeq and is a predicted model, not a curated record. Gene Ontology annotation, cellular component: histone acetyltransferase complex; nucleus; transcription regulator complex. Gene Ontology annotation, molecular function: zinc ion binding; protein binding; histone acetyltransferase activity.